Molecule: messenger RNA, 2070 nt
Organism: Salmo salar (Atlantic salmon)
Lineage: Eukaryota; Metazoa; Chordata; Actinopteri; Salmoniformes; Salmonidae
Source: RefSeq, a predicted model, not a curated record
AUGAUGAACAGAAACCACACUGCAUCUUGGUCCGACCAUUCUUACAACGACGGCCGUGAAAGAAGAUCCCACCAGCCACAGACCAAGCAGCGUUCCCAGGAGGAGCAGGGAUCCUGGGCCUGGGAGGAAAGCCAGGAGUGGAAGACAUCCUGGACUUGGGCCGAAAUAAUGGCAGGAGACAAAAGUCUGCCAUGGAAGCAGGCAGAAGCAGCGAAGGAGGAGAAGCGACAACAUCGCGGCUCGCGGCGUAGGCCCAAGAAAGAUCUUCCUCAGUACAGGCGCAAGCAGUGGCAGUCCUACUUCGGGCGCACCUUUGAUGUCUACACCAAGCUGUGGAAGUUUCAGCAGCAGCACAGGCAGGUCCUGGAAAAUCGGCAUGGCCUGGAGAGAUGGCAGAUAGGGGAGGUGGCAUCCAAAAUAGGCCAGCUCUACUAUCACUACUACCUUCGUACCUCAGAAACAAGUUACCUGAAUGAGGCGUUCUCGUUCUACUCGGCCAUACGCCAGCGGUCCUACUACUAUCAGGUCAACAAAGAGGAUAGGCCUGAAUUGGUAGUGAAGAAACUUCGGUAUUAUGCCCGCUACAUUGUAGUUUGUUUACUUCUGAACAAGAUGGACCUAGUGAAAGUGCUGGUCAAGGAGCUGUCAGAGGAAAUUGAGGACUAUACGCAGCGAUUCAACACAGAAGAUCAGUUAGAAUGGAAUCUGGUCUUACAGGAAGUGGCAGCUUUUGUGCAGGCAGACCCAGUUGUGGUGCUGAACAAUGAAAAUACUGUGGUCGUCAUAUCCAAUCGGCUACAGGAGAGGGGCAUGCCUCUGUUGGAACAGGGCAUGGUGGUUGGUCAGCUCACCCUGGCAGAUGCACUAAUCAUUGGCAACUGCAACAACCAGGUGAAGUUCAGUGAGCUAACCAUCGAUAUGUUCCGCAUUCUCCAAACUUUGGAGCGGGAACCAGUCAACCUGGCUACAACGACAUCUAAACAUGGAACAUUGGAACCCAGCGAGAAGCCAGCCAAGAGAGAGAACCCUCACAAGUACCUGCUGUACAAGCCAACGUUCAGCCAGCUCUACACCUUUUUGUCUGCCUCCUUUAAGGAGUUGCCAGUGAACAGUGUGCUGCUCGUCUAUCUUUCAGCUACUGGAGUCUUCCCUACUGGAUGCUUGGAUUAUGAGGGACCAUAUGACUUUGGAGUAGUCCUCACCAACACGAACCGUGAUGUGGUAAACGCGGAGACGGUGCAGAAAAGGAACCAAGCCCAAAAAGAGAUGCACUGCCUUCACCCUGGAGACUUGUUCCCUUUCACCCGGAAGCCUCUCUUUGUCAUUGUAGACUCCUCCAACAGCACAGCCUAUAAGAAUUUCACCAAUCUCUUUGGUCAGCCGCUGGUGUGUCUUCUAUCUCCCACAGUCUAUCCAAAGAGCAUGCAAGACCAGUCCCAGCGUGGCAGCCUCUUCACACUCUUCCUGUACUGCCCCCUUCUGGCUUUCCUGUCCGUGUGUGGCCUGAGCAGCCUUAACCAAGGAUUGUGGCAGAAGGCUGAUGAGUUUCUAUGCAAGGUGUUCCGUGACAUUGGCCAGAUGAUUUCACGCUCACGAGCUAUAGACCAAGCAUUUCUACAGUUCUACGGUGACGAGUUCCUUCGAUUGGUACUCAUCCGCUUUGUGUUCUGCUCGGCUACACUGAGAAUGCACAAGCUCUUCCAGGACUCCAGGAGCUUCCCGGAAUCGGUCCCUCAGCUACCUAAACAGGAUACGGUGGAGAGCAGCUUCCUGUGGAAGCACGUUCUGGAGCUGGCUGCCAUGUUGGAUGUGCAGCACCUCUUUUGGGACGGAGCGCUGGACGUGAACUACUGACUUUUAGCUGACCAGCUAGUCACCACAACUUUACAAACACAGACCAACUACAGACACACAGACCACCACUAUACACACUCGCACAGGGGAGAGUCCUCAUCAUCUUUCAGAGGUAAUCAAGUUACUUGUUGAACACACUGCAAUAGUGUCUGUUUCUUUGGAACCCAAGACCCCCUAUUUCCCCCACCUAAUGUACAGUGAGGGAAAAAAGUAUUU